Leopardus geoffroyi (Geoffroy's cat) is the source of this 2026-nucleotide messenger RNA. It is a transcript of the gene RSPO1, whose product is annotated as R-spondin 1. The coding region runs from base 616 to 1407 and encodes 263 amino acids. The record is from RefSeq and is a predicted model, not a curated record. NCBI's taxonomy places the organism in Eukaryota, Metazoa, Chordata, Mammalia, Carnivora, Felidae. The transcript is spliced from 6 exons.
ACUGGCCCCUCUCCGGGCUGGGAGCUCCGGCCGAGCGGAGGCGCGACGGAGAGCACCAGCGCCGGGCAGAGAGCGGGGAGCGGACCGCCAGAGUGGGGCUUUGCGGAGAGCGAGGGCCGGACCGAGCCGCCCCAAAGGACCGAUGCGCCGGGUGGGGCGCUGGCCCCGGAGGGCGUGAGCCGCCCGCAGAUUGAGCAACUUGGGAACGCGCGGGCGGAGCGCGGGCGAGCCGGGCGCCCAGGACAGUCCUGCGGCGGGCGGGCGGGUGAGCCGGCCGCGCCCUCGCCCCUCCCGGGCCUGCCCCCGCCGCGGCUGGCAGCGCGGAGGUUGGUUUUUGGAGGCGUCCCUGCCGAAGUGACAAAGAGUUCUCCCACGUGACACCCCAAGGUGCCUUUGAGGAACGCUCUCUGGACCUCCCUAUGGGCUGAUGAAGAAGCUGCCUCCCCACACCCUCUCUGUCCCCAGCUGAGAUUAUGGUGGAUUUGGGAUACGGCCCAGGCCUGGGCCUCCUGCUGCUGACCCAACCCCGCAGGCGUUAGCAAGAGCCCUGCACUGUCCGCCCCCCCUCCCCAGAGACCACCCCUCCUACCAGGGGCCUGGAGUUGGCGAGUGACUAUGCGGCUUGGGCUGUGUGUGGUGGCCCUGUUUCUGAGCUGGAUGCAUCUCGCUGCCGGCAGCCGGGGGAUCAAGGGGAAGAGGCAGAGGCGGAUCAGUGCCGAGGGGAGCCAGGCCUGUGCCAAAGGUUGUGAGCUCUGCUCGGAAGUCAACGGCUGCCUCAAGUGCUCGCCCAAGCUGUUCAUCCUGCUGGAGAGGAACGACAUCCGCCAGGUGGGCGUGUGCUUGCCCUCCUGCCCUCCUGGCUACUUCGACGCCCGCAACCCCGACAUGAACAAGUGCAUCAAGUGCAAGAUUGAGCACUGCGAGGCCUGCUUCAGCCACAACUUCUGCACCAAGUGUAAGGAGAGCUUAUACCUGCACAAGGGCCGCUGCUAUCCAGCCUGUCCCGAGGGCUCGGCGGCUGCCAACAGCACCAUGGAGUGCAGUAGUCCUGCACAAUGUGAAAUGAGUGAGUGGUCCCUGUGGGGGCCGUGCUCCAAGAAGAAGAGGCUGUGCGGCUUCCGGAGGGGCUCUGAGGAGCGGACACGGAGGGUGCUCCACGCCCCCGGGGGAGACCACGCUGCCUGCUCCGACACCAAGGAGACCCGCAGGUGCACAGUGCGGAGGACACCCUGUCCUGAGGGGCAGAAGAGGAGGAAAGGUGGCCAGGGCCGGCGGGAGAACGCCAACAGGAACCUGGGCAGGAAGGAGAGCAAGGAGGCGGGCGCCGGCUCCCGGAGACGCAAGGGCCAGCAGCAGCCGCAGCACCAGGGGACAGCGGGGCCGGUCACGCCUGCAGGGCUCACCUAGGGGCCUAGGGACAUUCUUCAGCCUCCAGGCCCGUGCAGAAAGAGUCCAGCGCUGCUCUGUGUGAUGAAAGCUUUACUGAACUGGAGCGCUGGGGGCACAGCGUUCACACGCUCUCCAUACGUAUACGGACACACAAACACACACACACACACACACACACACACACACACACAAGGGUCCAUGGCCAAACAUGCAACCAGCGUACAUGUGUGCAUCCGUGCGCGCGCGCACACACACACACACAAUCGAGGCCACCGGAUGACACUUUUAUCUCCCGGAUGUCACCGUGUGAACAGGGUGGGGAGGUGGAGGGGUCACCUCUGCCUGGCAGAGGGCCCAGCGUCACAGACUUGGUUUGCGAUGCUCCCAAGGGACAUGUCAGAGAGACCGUUUCCCCGCGUGCAAGCCCAAACAGAGUGGAGCCUUCUGGAGGAGCUGAUAGGAUCAGUCCAGGGUGGCAGACAGGAACCAAAGCUCAAGGCCUGUUCAGCAUCUCCAGCUGUGUGACUUUAUCAUUGGAGAGUAUUGUUACACACCCAUGAUCCGUGUCAGGGCUGCCCCGACUCUGAAAACUGCUUAAAAGUUUAUUUCAAAUUAAAAACAAAACCAAAUGACAACA